Molecule: messenger RNA, 657 nt
Organism: Ichthyophthirius multifiliis
Lineage: Eukaryota; Ciliophora; Oligohymenophorea; Hymenostomatida
Exons: 3
Biological process (GO): microtubule-based movement
Molecular function (GO): microtubule motor activity; microtubule binding; ATP binding
Source: RefSeq, a predicted model, not a curated record
AUGAAAACUAAAAUUAAAUACUCAACUAAUAUCUAGAAUAAUAAUAAUAAAAUAGUCUAAGGAAAUAUUCGUGUAUUUUGUAGAAUCAGACCUUUAUUAGACGAUGAAAUUUUAGAUAAAACUCUUGAAAUGAUAAAUGUAUAAAACUAAAAUACGCUUAAACUCUAAGUACCAUAAAGUUAAAUGAAGUCUUCAAACAACCUCAAAGAUUACUAAUUUAAUUUUAUGCACAUAUUUGACUAAAACUCAUCUUAAAAAGAUGUUUUUGAUUAAUUAAAUUUCUUUAUUUCGACAGCUAUACAUGGAUAUAAUGUUUGUAUAUUCUCUUAUGGUCCCACUGGAUCUGGUAAAACUUAUACAAUGUACGGUAGGGAGGAAAAUAUUGAAUAAUAGGGCAUAAUUCCUAGAUCUAUAAUAUAAACAAUUAAUUAAAUUUUAGAAAUUUAGAAAAAAGAUAACAAUAUAGAUAUUGAAAUUAGUUUAAUAGAAAUUUAUAACGAAGAAUAUAAAGAUUUAAUAGAAGAAAAAAAAUGCUAAAAAAAAGAAGAAAUUUAAUUUUUGCCUAUUAAAAUUAAAGAAAAUAGUGCACAAAAAAUACUACAAAUCAUUAAAAUAGCAUUACAAAAUAGAAAAUUAAGAAUAUAUUUAAUUUGUUGA